Messenger RNA from Saprolegnia parasitica CBS 223.65, 513 nucleotides. RefSeq lists its product as hypothetical. The record is from RefSeq and is a predicted model, not a curated record. NCBI's taxonomy places the organism in Eukaryota, Oomycota, Saprolegniomycetes, Saprolegniales, Saprolegniaceae. Bases 1 to 513 code for a protein of 170 amino acids. The transcript has 4 exons.
AUGCCUUUCACCGGCGUCAUCCUCGGCCAGCCCGAGAUCACCACCAUCGUAUUUGGCUACCAGGCUGGCCUGUAUGAAGACAUGCGCGACACCUUUGCUGUUUGUGAGGAGCUUGUCGCGUUCAACGGCUGCGAAUACGAGACCGACGCGUCGUUGUACAGGACAUUUGGCGCCAAGCGGCCGUCGUUCGUGGAACGGUCCCAAGCACAGCUGCCGCUGCACUUGGCCGUUGCCGGCGGCUGCAUGUACCUUGCCAAGCGCAUGCUGCAUUGCCGCCCAGACCUCGCCUCGGAAGACGCGAUUCUCGUGGCCUUUGGGAAGAGCCAAUUCGAGAUGGUUAUCGUCCUCUUGGAUCUGCGAGGAGGGACCGUGCCCGAGCUGUGGAAGAUCGUCCAGUACACCCUUCCCGAGUUUGCCCACAUGUGGCGCUUCCCGGUGGGCCUUUUGGCCACCUUCUUUGCGAGACAGGAUGCCAAGGGCCUCAUCGCGCGCUCAUUGGCCGAUGCUACCUAA